CCAACACUCCAACAUAUAUACAGCCUAACAGCUUGCUUCCAUCUCAUGCCUCUCCAAUCCUCUUUCUUCUUCUCCUCCUCCUCAUCUUCUGUCCAUCCCUUUUCCUCUUCUUCCAUCAGAUAUGCAUGGAAAUACGAUGUCUUCAUCAGUUUCAGAGGCCAAGAUACUCGCUAUGGUUUCACUGGCAACCUCUACAAAGCUCUCAGUCGCAAAGGAAUCCACACCUUCUUUGAUGAUGGCGAGCUUCAAAGUGGAGAGAAAAUCACACCUUCACUUCUCAAGGCAAUUCAAGAGUCCAGGAUUGCCGUCGUUGUACUCUCUCCCGACUAUGCUGCUUCUUCUUUUUGCUUAGAGGAAUUGGUCCAUAUCCUUCACUACAUCAAGAGAAACAAUCGGUUUGUUUUCCCGGUUUUCUUUAAUGUGGAUCCUUCUGAUCUGCGCCAUCUGAAAAACAGUUUUGGAGAGGCAAUGGCUAAGCAUGAGAACAGAUACAAGGAUCACAUGAACAACAAGGUAGACACAUGGAAGAAGGCUCUGAAAGAAGUAGCCAAUUUGUCUGGCUAUCAUUUUAAAGAUGGGCAUGGAUAUGAACAUGAGUUUAUUAAAAAGAUCGUGCAAGACAUUUCAAGAAAGAUUGGGCGUCUACCUUUGCCCGUGGCUGACUUCCCGGUUGGACUCGAGUCUCCAGUGUCAAAAGUAAUUUCACUUUUGGAAAUGGAUUCUACUGAUCGAAUUCGCAUGGUAGGAAUACAUGGAAUUGGUGGCAUAGGGAAAACAACACUUACUCUUGCUCUUUAUAAUUUGAUUGCCGACAAUUUUGAAGGUGUGUGUUUUCUUGAGAAGGUGAGAGAAAAUUCACAAAAAUAUGGGUUGGUGCAUCUUCAAAACAAUCUUCUUUGUAAGAUAUUAGGAAAGGAGGGAGUCCAGAUAAUAGGUGUUAAUGAAGGAAUUUCACAGAUACAACGUAGACUCAGUCAAAUAAAAGUUCUUUUGGUUUUGGAUGAUGUUAAUGAGCAUGAACAGUUGACAGCUAUGGUAGGAAAACCUGAUUGGUUUCAUCCUGAAAGCAGAAUCAUUAUUACAACACGAAACAAACAUUUGUUGACACUUCAUGACAUUGAAAGAACAUAUGAGGUACAAGGUUUAAAUAAGAAAGAGUCCUUAGAUUUGCUUCAAUGGAAAGCCUUUAAAACAGAUAUUAUCAACCCAAGGUAUAAAAAUGUUUUAACCCGUGCAGUAACUUAUGCUUCUGGACUUCCAUUGGCUUUGGAAGUAAUAGGUAGUCACUUGUGUGGAAAAACAGUAGAAGAAUGGGAAUCUGCAUUGGAUAAAUUUGAAAGACAUCUUGAUGAUAAAAUACAUGAGAUACUUCGAAUAAGUUUUGAUGCUUUGGAAAAAGAGGAGCAGAGUAUUUUUCUUGAUAUUGCCUGUUGUUUCAAAGGAUAUGAAUUACAGGAAGUUACAGAUCUACUUCAAGCUCAUUAUGGGAGUUGCAUGAAAUAUCAUAUUGGAGUGUUAGUUGAAAAGUCUCUCGUAAAGAAUGAUCAAUUCACAAUAACAUUACAUGAUCUAAUAGAGGAUAUGGGCAAAGAUAUAUGUCGAGAAAAAGUGCCUGGAAAACGUAGUAGAUUAUGGUUUUACAAGGACAUAGUUAAAGUUUUAGAAGAUAAUCAAGGAUCUAGUGCCAUUGAAAUCAUACAUUUAGAAUUUCCUUUAUCAAGAAAGGAAGGAGGUGAAGAUCCAUCGAAAAAAGAGAAAAAUGAUGAUGUAGAAGUAAAAUGGGAUGGAAUAGCUUUUAAAGAGAUGAAAAAUCUCAAAACACUUAUCAUAAAAAAUGGUCGUUUUUCCAGAGGUCCCAAACAUCUUCCAAAUAGUUUAAGAGUAUUGGAAUGGAGGAGGUAUCCAUCGAGAUAUUUUCCGUCUAAUUUUAAUCCAGAAAAGCUUUCCAUACUCAAGUUGCCUGAUUAUCUCUAUAUGUCACCCAAGUUGGAUAGCUUAUCCAAGAUGUUGAUCACCUUGAAAGUUUUGAAUUUUGAUUAUAGUGAUUCUUUGAAAGAGAUACCUGAUGUGCCUAAUCUUCAAACUUUAGAAGAAUUUUCUUUUAAAGGAUGUAGUAAUUUAGUCGGAGUGCACAGUUCAGUUGGUUUUUUACCUAAACUUAAAAUAUUGAAUGCUGAAAAGUGCCCCAAGCUCAGAAGUUUUCCACCUGUUAUUAAUUUGCCCUCACUGGAAACACUCAGUCUAUCUGGAUGCUCAAGCCUUGAGAAAUUUCCAGAAAUUCCAAAAGAGAUGAAAAAUUUAGAAGAGCUUACUUUGAUUGGCACUGGGAUAAAAGAUUUGCCAUAUUCAUUUUGUAAUCUUUCUAAAUUGUGGCAUUUGGAAUUGAAGAAAAAUGAAAUAUAUAGAAUACCAAGUGUCAUUGGCAUGAUGCCACGCCUGUCUUUCUGUAAAAUUAAGUUAGUAGAAAAUAAGGGGAGGGUAUCAGAAGAGCAGGAAGAGGGGCUUCAUGGAAUACUCACUAACUCCCUCCCCUCUUCACGUAUGGGUCAUCUUCAUCUCAUAAACAGCGAUUUGUCAGAUGACUUUUUUCCACUAGCUGUUGCAUGGUUUCCCAAUGUGGAAAAGUUAGAUCUAAGAGGCAAUGAUUUCACAGUCCUUCCUGAAUGCAUCCAACAAUUUCGCUUUGUAUGGCAUCUCAAUGUGGAUGAUUGCAAGCAUCUUCGGGAGAUUAGAGGGAUUCCACCAAACUUGAAAUACUUCUCAGCAGUAAACUGCAAAUCAUUGAGUGAGAGGGGCACAAGCGUGUUACUCAAUCAGAAAGUGCACGAGUGUAGAAGCACCCACUUUAAGAUGCCAGGUGGAAGGAUUCCAAGGUGGUUUGAGUGGCGCAGCAGUGGAGCUUCUAUUUCUUUCUGGUUUCGUGGCACCAUAUUCCCCGACAAUGCUCUUUGCGUUGCAAUUCUACUCAAAGAUGACAUCCCUUCCCCACAUAAAGUAUACCCCAUUGUGACCGUCAAUGGCAACCAAGUUCAACGUCUAUGGAUGACAACAAUGGAUCAAUUAUUUAUUUUUAAUCUGGAGAGAAGUUAUGGUGAAGCACUAAAUUUUGGAAGAGGAUGGAAUCAUGCGAAGCUUUCAUAUACAGCAUUUAUGGGUGAGGAAAAGGUCCCAAGUGAGUCAAUUGCAAAAGAGAUUGGAAUGCACGUAUUCAAGCAAGAGAGUAGUUGUAUAAUGGAAGAUAUUCGAUUCACUGAUCCAUACAAAAUGACACAACUAAUUAUAAUGAUGAUCAUACUCUCAAUAGCAUUCCCCAACCAUAAGAAGCACCCCUUGCUCCUCCAAACAUGCAUUGGGUUGUGGACAUUGUUGUUUCUAACACACAAUUUUCUUGGAUAAAUAACUGUCAAUUAGGAAGGAGGGUAGGGAGGAUUCGAUAUCAGCAUCCGCGCAGCUAUAUGGUUGUGAUGCUUCCCUUGCUUCUGCUUGUUUGAUUCAAUAUGAAAUAGAGAUGACCAUUGAAUAUGUUACUUGCUACUUUGACAACUCUUUUGUAUUAUACAUUUAUAUAUUGAAUCAUUCUGAAUGUGUAACAUAAUGCUAUUGCAAGCCAAAUAGAUAACCCUAUUACCCACUGUCAACUUGAAUCUGUAUGCUUUGGUUUAUCUUAACUCAUUGAUUUAUAGGCUCAAGAAGAUAAAUGUUUUUGAACCCUGAUUUUUGUGGCAUCAGUCAAACACAUUAUGUUGCAUCAAUUAAUAU
This is a messenger RNA of Arachis stenosperma, 3759 nucleotides long. RefSeq names its product disease resistance protein Roq1-like. The coding region runs from base 46 to 3396 and encodes 1116 amino acids. Gene Ontology annotation, molecular function: ADP binding. The record is from RefSeq and is a predicted model, not a curated record. NCBI's taxonomy places the organism in Eukaryota, Viridiplantae, Streptophyta, Magnoliopsida, Fabales, Fabaceae. The transcript is spliced from 5 exons. Gene Ontology annotation, biological process: defense response; signal transduction.